This is a messenger RNA of Myripristis murdjan (pinecone soldierfish), 1928 nucleotides long. RefSeq names its product atypical chemokine receptor 5 (gene ackr5). The record is from RefSeq and is a predicted model, not a curated record. Lineage: Eukaryota; Metazoa; Chordata; Actinopteri; Holocentriformes; Holocentridae. Gene Ontology annotation, molecular function: G protein-coupled receptor activity. Bases 130 to 1233 code for a protein of 367 amino acids. Gene Ontology annotation, biological process: G protein-coupled receptor signaling pathway. The transcript has 2 exons. Gene Ontology annotation, cellular component: membrane.
GAUCGUCUUGAGUCUGCAGGCUACAGAUAGAAAGCUUUCCACUUGCUCCAGGAGACAAUAAGACCUCAGGAGGGACCCUGCCUCUUCAUCAGCCAUCAUUUCCACUUGACGGACCACAACAUUAAGAACAUGACAAUAGAAGAGCACGGCAACCACUCAUUAGAUUUCUACAAUGGCACGCCGUGGUUCAUCUACGAGUGCACCAUCCAGUUCAACACAGAUUACCGCCGCAUGGCCCUCUUCCUCCUCUACCUUUUCAUCUUCGUGGUGGGUCUGCUGGAGAACGUGCUGGUCGUCUGGGUCAACUGGCGUCGACGCCACUCAGCCAGCGGGGUCUUAUUCUGCAUCAUUAAUGUGAGCCUGUCGGACCUGAUGGUCAUUCUGAUCCUGCCCUUCUUCAUGAUGGAGGUGACCAUAGAGAGGGUUUGGCUGUGGGGCCGUUUUCUCUGCAAGGUCACAAACCUUAUCUACGUGGUCAACUUCUACAGUAGCUCCUUCUUCCUGGCCUUCAUGACCCUGGAGCGCUACCUGUCCCUGACCAGGCCCUCCUCUCCGGGCUGCUUUCCUGUGGCGGGCCGGCGGCGCUGGCUCCUCUGCGGAGGCCUGUGGCUCCUCUCCUUUUUCCUGGCUCUGUUAGAGAACGUUCACGUGGACCUUCUGGAGUGGGACGAGCCGGGCUGUUACAUGAUGCCUGAGUACAGCUUCACAGAGUGGUUUGUGUCCGUGGCGUUCCUCUGCCUGCUCUUCCAGUUCCUGGUGCCCGCCUCAGUCAUCAUCACCUGCAAUGUGCUGAUUGCCCGUGCGGUCCGCACGGCGCCAGAUGUGCAGGGCCGGCGGGACGUGUGGCUGGUGCACGUGUACUCGCUGGUGUUUCUGAUGUGCUGGCUGCCCUAUCACCUGGUGAUGUUCCUGAUGAUGAUCGACGACCUGGAUCCCUUUGUCUUCAGCUGCAACACGGUGGAAGUCCUCUACUUCUCAUUCAGUUUGGUGCAAUGCUUCUCUCUUUUCCACUGCAUCGCCAACCCCAUUCUCUAUAACUUCCUGAGCAAGAGCUUCCGUAACAACCUGCUCAACACUGUGGUGAACUACAUACCCAGAGAGAUCCCUGCAGAGACCAGGGCCCAGGGAGGAGCAGGGACCGAGCCCAACGCUGCCAACGGAGGCGGGGCAGAGCUGGGGAAGCAGCGCAGGCUGAGUGACGUUAGCACCAGCCACUCAGAUGUUGGAUCAUAAGAAAGCAGCCAGCAUAAGUAUAAGUUAGGCUUCUGUCAGAUGUAUGCAAACACAGGCGUGACACAUUUUGUAAGCGAUGAGGGACAAUGGAAAUGAAGGAAGAGUUGAUAGAACGGCAAUCUGAAGCUUUUCUUGAUGCCUCAGAAUAAUCCAGAGGCAUAGAUUGUACGAUGUUAUCACCUCGCUCUGGUCCUUGCUUCUGCCCAUGACUCUGUGGCAUUUGCCAUGUAACAGAGAUGGGCUCACCAACACCUUCCUCUCAUCAUCCACUUCCUGUUUUUUUCAUUCGGCAUAUCACAGUUGUAAACAGAGGAAGACAGGAAAUGUUUGAAGAUUUUUUUCCCCCCCUCAAAGCUGUUAAACUCCCACAGGAACUCAUGGAAACAUUUAGGGUCUCAUGGCGGAAGGAAUACCAGCGACAAAGCAGGAAUGCAUGCAAACAAAUCUCUCUGUCUGUCCAAUGCAAGAUAGGACCUUAUAUCCGCUUCGUAUAAACAAUGUGCAAAUCUGGAAAUGUAAAUGAAUUGAUUUUGAACAUUGUCUUUUGUCACAUAACCAACAACCACUGAACAGAUCAACUGUAGCUCACAUUAUUAAAUGCUUAUUUAUCCGAAUGCUGCUGUAGUUUACAUGUGCUGUAACAUGGUUUCCUGUAACAUGCAAUAAAACUUCCUCCAACCCUGUUUGCAUCUGGA